ACCAAACUUCACACACUCGCACACACCUUUCUUCUCUCGCUCACACACUCUACUCUCUCACACACACUCACACUUGGGACGUUUCUCAACAGUUGGACGAAUGGUUUCCUUCAGAGGGUUACUGAGAAAACACUUUUAAUUUUACACCUCAUUCUGAACCUCAGCCAGUACAUCUCUCUCUCUCUCUCUCGUGCUCUCUCUCUCUCUCUCUCUCUCUCUCUCUCUCUCUAUCUUUCACACACGUUUCUCACAGCAGAACGACACAUUUUCUGCUUUUUUUUCCUUUUUUCUCUCCGUACCUGGAGCUCCUCGGGGCAGUCUGCACUGUAAUCAUGCUUGCCGAGAGUCAAAUCCAGAGUAAAGAUGAGACCAUGGUCCCGGUACUAACAUCCAAAAAAGCCAGUGAACUUCCUGUGAACGAAGUGGUGUGUGUGCUGCAGGCUGACCUGCAGUUUGGUCUCACUGACACAGAGGUGAGCAGGAGGAGAGCGUAUCACGGCUGGAACGAGUUCGACAUCAGCGAGGAUGAGCCGCUCUGGAAGAAAUAUCUGUCUCAGUUUAAAGAUCCUCUCAUCAUGCUGCUGCUGGCGUCGGCGGUGAUCAGUGUAGUGAUGCGUCAGUUUGACGACGCUGUCAGCAUUACAGUGGCCAUCAUCAUUGUUGUAACUGUGGCCUUCGUCCAGGAGUACCGCUCGGAGAAGUCCCUGGAGGAGUUGGGGAAGUUGGUUCCUCCUGAGUGUCACUGUGUUAGAGAAGGCCGUCUGGAACACAUGCUGGCAAGGGACCUUGUACCCGGAGACACGGUCUGUCUGUCUGUGGGUGAGAGAGUUCCGGCUGACCUCCGUCUGUUUGAGUCUUUAGAUCUGUGUGUAGAUGAAUCCAGUCUGACAGGUGAGACCACGCCCUGCUCUAAAACCGUCGCCCCUCAGCAGGUCAGUGGAGAUCUCACAUCCCGCAGCAACAUCGCCUUCAUGGGGACGCUGGUGUGUUCUGGCAAGGCUAAGGGCAUCGUCAUAGGAACAGGCGAGGACUCGGAAUUCGGCGAAGUCUUCAAAAUGAUGCAGGCGGAAGAGUCUCCUAAAACUCCUCUGCAGAAGAGCAUGGACGUUCUCGGGAAGCAGCUCUCGCUCUACUCCUUCUGCAUCAUAGGUGUCAUCAUGAUGGUGGGCUGGAUGCAGGGGAAAAACCUCCUGGACAUGUUCACUAUUGGAGUCAGUUUGGCAGUAGCUGCUAUCCCAGAAGGCCUUCCCAUCGUAGUGACGGUCACGCUGGCUCUGGGUGUGAUGAGGAUGGUGAACAAAAGAGCCAUUGUCAAGAAGUUACCUAUAGUUGAGACCCUGGGUUGCUGUAACGUGAUCUGCUCAGAUAAAACAGGAACUCUGACGAAGAACGAGAUGACGGUCACGCAGGUCUUCACCUCGGAUGGACAGCGUGCUGAGGUGACAGGUGUGGGCUAUAAUGGAGCUGGUGAGGUGCUGAUAGAUGGGAAGGUGGUUCACGGCUUCUCCAACAUUUCCAUCAGUAAACUUGUGGAGGCUGGCUGUGUGUGUAACGAUGCUGUAUUGAGGAACAACACACUGAUGGGUCAACCCACAGAGGGCGCUCUUAUCGCUCUGGCCAUGAAGGUGGGACUGGAAAGCGUGCAGCAGGAGUUUGUGCGUUUGGAAGAGAUCCCGUUCUCCUCGGAGCAGAAGUGGAUGGCUGUUCGCUGUGUCCAUCGCACUCAGCAGGACAAACCAGGAGUGUUUUUCAUAAAAGGAGCCUUCGAGAAGGUGAUCCAUCUCUGUAAAACGUACCACAGUAAAGGCGCCUCAGUGCCUCUGAGCAACCAGCAGAGGGAGCUGUACCAACAAGAGAAGACAUACCUGGGCAGUGCAGGACUCAGGGUACUUGCCUUUGCCUCGGGAUCUGAAAUGAGUUCUCUGACAUUCCUCGGCCUGGUGGGCAUCAUCGAUCCUCCGAGGUCAGGCGUUAAAGAAGCCAUUCACACGCUGGUGAACUCUGGAGUGUCUGUCAAAAUGAUCACAGGAGACUCUCAGGAGACGGCAGUGGCCAUCGCCAGUCGUCUGGGUCUGUAUUCUAAAGGAGCUCAUUGUUUGUCCGGAGACGAUGUGGAUGGCAUGGACAUUCAGGAGCUUUCACAGAUCGUCUCCAGGACAGUGGUGUUUUACAGAGCCAGUCCCAGACACAAAUUGAAAAUAGUCAAGUCCCUGCAGAACAUUGGUGCGGUGGUGGCGAUGACUGGUGACGGCGUGAAUGACGCAGUGGCUCUGAAGGCGGCUGACAUCGGCGUGGCCAUGGGUCAGACGGGGACAGACGUGUGUAAAGAAGCAGCGGACAUGAUCCUGGUGGACGACGACUUCCAGACCAUCAUGUCGGCCAUCGAGGAGGGAAAAGGCAUUUACAACAACAUCAAGAACUUCGUACGUUUCCAGCUCAGCACGAGUAUCGCAGCUCUGACACUCAUCUCUCUGGCCACACUGAUGAAUUUCCCGUCUCCUCUGAAUGCCAUGCAGAUCCUCUGGAUCAACAUCAUCAUGGAUGGACCUCCAGCUCAGAGUUUGGGCGUGGAGCCUGUGGACAGAGACGUGAUCCGUAAACCUCCACGAAACGUGCGAGACAGCAUCCUAACACGCAGCCUCAUCGCCAAGGUCCUCGUCUCGUCCUUCAUCAUCGUCUGUGGAACGCUCUUCGUCUUCUGGUGGGAGCUGCGGGACAAUGAGAUCACACCACGUGACACCACCAUGACCUUCACCUGCUUCGUCUUCUUCGAUAUGUUCAACGCCCUCAGCUCUCGUUCUCAGACCCGUAUGGUAUAUGAGAUUGGGUUGUGUAGUAACAGGACGUUCUGCUUCGCGGUUCUCGCCUCCAUCAUGGGGCAGCUGCUGGUCAUUUACUUCCCUCCUCUGCAGAAAGUCUUUCAGACCGAAAGCCUCAGCAUUCUGGAUCUGCUCUUCCUGGUCUGCCUGACGUCCUCCGUGUGCUUCGUUUCCGAACUCAUAAAGUCACUGGAGAGGUGCAGAGGAGGAGAAGAGAAAGACGAAAAAGACGAGUGUGACUCUUUCCAUGAAGUAUGACGAACGCUGCGUCUCUGCGAGCAGCGAACGGCAUCUUCUCGCCCUGAGGGAGGGGGUUGGGAGGUUUUGAGGGGUUGGGGGUAGGGGGUGGUCUGAUGGAGUUGAUUGGAUUUGCACUGGCUCGUUCACGUCUCGGACUUCAGGGCAGAGAGGUCGAAGGUCAUCCUGUUUUUGGGUGGCUUUUUUUUGUGUUUGAUUUCUCCUGGUCUGAGCGCUGAGGGAGAACCGGACCCGUCUCGCACCUCCCCUCUGUGCUGCUGUAAGACUCCACUAUGACUCCAUAACGUCUGGACGAAGUGUGUAAUCAGACUGUCCACGUCUCCUGGUUAUAUACACCUCGAAAUUUUUCUAUUCUCUCUCUCUCUCUCUCUCUCUCUCUCUCUCUCUCUCUCUCUCCGUCUCUCAGCUCCCUGAACUGUUGCUGGUUGUAGUUUUGUGGAACAAUACGUCUCGCGCCUCUGCGUAUUCAGGCCUCGAGCUCGGGUCCGUCGUGUCCUGUGGGCCAGUGAAUGGUUUUAGGUUUUAGUUUUUCUUCUUUCAGUUCGUAACCCGGUACGUUCACGUCGUAUCCAAAGCUGUGACGAGUUUUCGCGCCGUUCCCACGGUAACACGGGCACACGCCUGACCUCCACCCGCGUAUGAAGGAGAAACCCCUCGAUGCCGAACUCGAGGUUUUCCUAUAAUAUUCCUAUUCAGUCUCAGACACAGCUGACCACUAUAUUAUUAUUAUUAUUAUUAUUAUUUUAAACGGUUAUUUCCACACAAAACGGGCGAUUAGACAAUUUCCGUAGCGACGUUCACGUGCACUGUUGGGCUGCAGCGUCGGUGAAGACCAUCAUGAAGAAAAGCACUGAGAUAGAUAGAAUCCUUUAAUGAUUAUUACGAUUUUUCAUUUUAAAUCUGCACACAACAUGUGUAACACUUAAAAACGCAUUAUCAGCAAAAAGAAACGCACCGUUCGCUUUACCUCAGAGACGCUUCUGCUUCCUGCUUCCUCUUCCUCUUCUGCUUCUUUACUCGCCACUUUAUCACAAUAACCCUAUAAUCCUCCAUCACAAAGCAAAUCGUUUGAUGUUAUUUUUUAGUCGUGUUGCGUUUGAACACUGGAUCGCUCGAUUAUUGCGCACUUUGUUUCUAGUUUGCGCUGACUCCUCCCCCUUUCUUUUGGCCCCGCCUCUGUAGCAUAGUUUGAGCACUUUUGAGUUUCUUGAUAAAAUCGUUUAUUCCUAAACGAUUUCAUGAAGCUUGCUUGCUGCGUUUGGGGUAAAAAGCCUUCAGCACUGUGUGUAGAAAACGUUCUGGUGUACGUCAUGUUUACACGUGUGGGUGAGGACGUUAUUAUGAAGACAUUACUAUGGGUUUAUUUUUUUUUUUCUUUUCAUUUAACAAAACGUACUACAGAAUAAAAUCAAAUGAUGGAGCCAAAAUGACCGACUACCUACAGAAGAACCCUGAUGCUAAGAAUAAGAAGAAUAAGAAGAUUUAGCUGUAAAUGUCUCUGUACAGCAGAACGCAUUCCCAGUCGAACGCCGCGAGCCGACGCGUUCAGCUCCACGCUUUUCUUCAUAUUGAGGAACGAUACACUGAAUGGUUUUUCCCCUCCCUCGCUGCGUUCGUCUCCACACGCCGACCCGCUGAACGCUUCCGCAACCGGUUUUGUUUUUGGGUCAGUGGAUAUUACGUGUUUUUUCCCCUCUUUUUUUUCUGAGAGUGAACUGGUCACAAACCUGAAAUGGAUUUUGGGGCUUAUUAUUAUUAUUAUUAUUAUUAUUAUUAUUAUUAUUAUUAUUAUUAUUAAUAACUGAUUUUUUUUUUUUUAAAUAUUGUAUUUAAUUUAUUUUCAGUUAUGCACAAUUGAAGUUUAUGAUCUGUUGUGGCUGUUUCAGAACAUGAUUGUACAUUAAAAUUUCUACAAAUCUUUAACAAGA
This is a messenger RNA of Silurus meridionalis, 5005 nucleotides long. It is a transcript of the gene atp2c1, whose product is annotated as ATPase secretory pathway Ca2+ transporting 1. Bases 333 to 3077 code for a protein of 914 amino acids. Gene Ontology annotation, molecular function: ATP hydrolysis activity; P-type calcium transporter activity; ATP binding. NCBI's taxonomy places the organism in Eukaryota, Metazoa, Chordata, Actinopteri, Siluriformes, Siluridae. Gene Ontology annotation, cellular component: plasma membrane; Golgi membrane; endoplasmic reticulum. The record is from RefSeq and is a predicted model, not a curated record. Gene Ontology annotation, biological process: calcium ion transmembrane transport; intracellular calcium ion homeostasis; manganese ion transport. The transcript has 27 exons.